Rangifer tarandus platyrhynchus (Svalbard reindeer) is the source of this 1542-nucleotide messenger RNA. NCBI's taxonomy places the organism in Eukaryota, Metazoa, Chordata, Mammalia, Artiodactyla, Cervidae. The record is from the annotation of a GenBank genome assembly.
AUGGCCGCGGAAGUAGACAGUAGGCCCAGGGGUCUCCCCGGCGGAGGCGCGAGGUUGGGCGCCGCCCGAGAACACGUGCAGGCGGUCACCCGAAACUACAUCACCCACCCCCGCGUCACCUACAGGACUGUGUGCAGUGUAAAUGGGCCCCUGGUGGUGCUGGACCAGGUCAAGUUUGCCCAGUAUGCUGAGAUUGUCAACUUCACCCUCCCCAACGGGACUCAGAGGAGUGGGCAAGUGCUCGAGGUGUCUGGGACCAAGGCAGUUGUGCAGGUGUUUGAAGGCACCUCUGGGAUCGAUGCCCAGAAGACCACCUGCGAAUUCACAGGGGACAUCCUGCGGACCCCAGUGUCGGAGGACAUGCUGGGUCGGGUUUUCAAUGGCUCAGGCAAACCCAUUGACAAGGGGCCAGUGGUCAUGGCCGAGGACUUCCUGGACAUCAACGGCCAGCCCAUCAACCCCCACGACCGCAUCUACCCCGAGGAGAUGAUCGAGACAGGCAUCUCGCCCAUCGACAUCAUGAACAGCAUUGCCCGUGGUCAGAAGAUCCCCAUCUUCUCAGCAGCCGGGCUCCCCCACAAUGAGAUUGCUGCCCAGAUCUGCCGCCAGGCUGGGCUGGUGAAGAAGUCCAAGGCCGUGCUGGACUAUCAUGAUGACAACUUUGCCAUUGUCUUUGCAGCCAUGGGGGUGAACAUGGAGACAGCCAGGUUCUUCAAGUCUGACUUCGAGCAGAAUGGCACCAUGGGCAACGUCUGCCUCUUCCUGAACUUGGCCAACGACCCCACGAUCGAGCGGAUCAUCACCCCACGCCUGGCACUGACCACGGCAGAGUUCCUCGCCUACCAGUGUGAGAAGCAUGUGCUGGUCAUACUGACGGACAUGAGUUCCUAUGCAGAGGCCUUGCGGGAGGUCUCAGCUGCCAGAGAGGAGGUGCCCGGGCGCCGAGGCUUCCCUGGGUACAUGUACACUGACUUGGCCACCAUCUAUGAGCGGGCGGGCCGCGUGGAGGGCCGGGGCGGAUCCAUCACUCAGAUCCCCAUCCUCACCAUGCCCAAUGACGAUAUCACCCACCCAAUCCCAGACCUGACGGGCUUCAUCACAGAGGGACAGAUCUACGUGGACAGACAGCUUCAUAACAGACAGAUCUACCCCCCCAUCAACGUCCUCCCUUCCCUGUCACGGCUGAUGAAGUCCGCCAUUGGGGAGGGAAUGACCAGAAAGGACCAUGGAGAUGUCUCCAACCAGCUGUACGCCUGCUACGCCAUCGGGAAGGACGUGCAGGCCAUGAAGGCAGUGGUGGGGGAGGAGGCGCUCACGUCCGAGGAUCUGCUCUACCUGGAAUUCCUGCAGAAGUUUGAGAAGAGCUUCAUCAACCAGGGGCCCUACGAGAAACGCUCGGUUUUCGAGUCUUUGGACCUGGGCUGGAAGCUGCUGCGCAUCUUCCCCAAGGAAAUGCUGAAGCGCAUCCCGCAGAACAUCAUCGAUGAGUUCUACUCCCGCGAGGGGGCGCCGCCGGACCCCGAACCCGACACUGCGCUGUAG